Messenger RNA from Dentiscutata heterogama, 512 nucleotides. NCBI's taxonomy places the organism in Eukaryota, Fungi, Glomeromycota, Glomeromycetes, Diversisporales, Gigasporaceae. The record is from the annotation of a GenBank genome assembly.
UUUGAAAUGCCUAAUAUUGAAAUAUCACCUUCAAUUUCCAAUAUUUUUGCUGAUAAUCUGUGUGGAGACAACCAAUUCACAGAUGAAAUAAAUUCCACACUUAAAAAAGCAGUAGGAAAGGGGUGUAAAGUUCCUCCACCAAAUGUUGUCAUUUUGGAGGCUGGACCAGCACCAAACACCAAUCUUGCGACGCAUAAAGCCUGUGAAAUGUAUAUAGAGAACUUAGAAUUAAAUCAAGGAGAAUCUUUGGACAUUGCUUCAUUAGUAGAUAUUGAAAAUGGAAAUAAUAAUAUUUUGAAAGUUUGGACCUUAUAUUACAAAUGGGCGAGUUGGCUUAAGCUUUAUAAAAUUGGUAUUCGGAUGGGUAAUUUCGAGGUUCAACACGAACACCUGAAAGCUUUUACACCAUUAUUUCCUAUCACCGGAAAAAGCAGAUACGCAGUAUCAGUACCACGUUUUUUAAUGACAAUAGAAACAAACCCAACUCUGAAAGCAAGACUUCAGGCAGCUGG